GCUGACUGAACCAACAGGAAGACAAGCAGAGCAGUAUUUCCCUCUGACGCACGGGUAACUCUACUAUUUAUUCAUUGUGUUUGUCAACAAAACGAACUGUAAUAAAAAUGGAAGCUAUCGAUUUUAGCAGAUUACGCUAUGAAGAAGACCAAAGCAAAAGAAGUCAGCAAAACUGAGAAGGAGUUUGUGUUUGAGUUCAAGGCAGGGAAACACAACUGCCUUCUCAAAGUGCCUCUGCAGUUCCCUGUUGAAGAGAACAUCAGUGACCUUCAUGGACGUUUGAUGCUGCUCCAUAAAAUACCAUGCUACAUUGAAAAUGAGCUGAAAGUGUCUUUGUCUGACUUCAUUGAGAAGGAGACCAUUUUAGAUUACGACUGGGAAGCGGAAUUGGCCCUGCAGAGACUCACAACAGGCCAUGUAGACAUAAACCAGCUCGCCAAUGCGUGGGCCAGAUCCUACGUGGAGACCACGCUAGAGCAUGCUCGACCCGAGGAGCCCAGCUGGGAUGAGGACUUUGCCGAUGUUUACCACGAGCUGAUCCACUCACCUGCCUCGGAAACACUCCUCAACCUGGAGCAUAACUACUUUGUCCGCAUAUCCGAGCUUAUCAGUGAGAGAGACAUGGAGAUCAAGAAGAUACAGGAGAGGCAAGCUGCAGAGAUGGACAAAGUGAUGCAUGAGUUGGGGAAUACACUGAGUGACCAUGAUGUGAAUACAGUGGCUUCACAGCACUUUGAUGCACAACAGGUGCUGGAGAACAAGUGGGCCAGUGAAUUGAAGCAAGUGACCUGUAUUCAAAAGCAGGAGUAUCAGGAGUGGGUCAUUAAGCUGCACCAGGACCUGCGGAAAUCCAACAACAGCAGCAAAAUUAAUGAGGAGAUAAAGGUGCAGCCCAGCCAGAUGGUGGAGCCUUCUGAAUCAGGUGGCAGGAUGUUUGAGGAGCAACCUCAACUGGAAGAGAGCUUCACUAUUCAUCUAGGAGCACAGCUGAAGACAAUGCAUAACCUUCGACUGGUGCGGGCUGAUGUGUUGGAUUUUUGUAAGCACAGACAUCACGGUAGCGGCGGAGCAAAGUUGCGGCGCCUUCAAACGGCCCUUUCACUCUAUUCAUCUUCACUUUGUGGUCUGGUACUGUUGGUUGACAAUAGAGUCAACUCCUACAGUGGCAUAAAGAGAGAUUUUGCAACAGUGGCGAAGGAGUGCACGGACUUUCACUUUCCUGCUCUGGAGGAGCAGCUGGAGGAGGUUCAGCAGGUGGUGCUCUACGCUCGAGCCCAGCGGAGCAGCAAGCAGAAAGAACAAGCUGAGAUCCCGAGGAAUGGAAGUGAUGACAAAAGCAAAAAUGUUGAAAGAAAUCCGUCCAAUAUCUCACCAGGCGAGUUCUACGUCUCGCGGCACUCCAACCUGUCCGAGGUCCAUGUGGUCUUCCAUCUGUGCGUGGACGACAACGUGCGUUCUGGGAACAUCACGGCCAGGGACCCGGCCAUCAUGGGCCUGAGAAACAUUCUGAAAGUCUGCUGCACGCAUGAUGUCACCACCAUCACUGUCCCGCUGCUGCUGGUGCAUGACAUGUCAGAGGAAAUGACCAUACCGUGGUGUUUGAAGAGAGCUGAGCUGGUGUUCAAAUGUGUCAAAGGUUUCAUGAUGGAGAUGGCGUCGUGGGACGGAGGCAUUUCACGCACUGUACAGUUCCUCGUGCCAAAGACCAUUUCAGAGGAAAUGUUCUACCAGUUGAGCAACAUGCUGCCUCAGAUCUUCCGCGUCUCGUCCACAUUAACGCUCACAUCAAAGCCCUGAUGGGUACCGACUGACCACUACAUACUGUACUAAAGGUGCAUCCAGUGAGCUUCAUGUCUUAAUGUGUUUAACUGUGUUUUUUUUGUACUGAAAAUGGAAAAAAACAAAAGAGCCCUGGUUACAGAGACUUUACCGGAGUUAUUAAUCCUGCUUAUGAGGGCUGUGUGUAAAGCUGCAUAUCGUACUGAAAGACGACUGGAUCCCACAGCUCACCAAACCAGCUGUUGCAAUUAUCAUUUCAAACCUCCGGGGUGCAGCUCUGUUGACAGACUUUUAGAACAUCAGCAACCAACCAAAGCUUGUGUACUUCAGUUAAUUUCCUCAAAGCUGCCUAUCUGAAUGAAGCUUACUGCUUGUUUGAGCCGCAGUAUAAUGCUGCAUCCAAUGCCGUGUUAAUGCAUCUCAAUGGGAGGCAGCGUAAAUGUUUGUGGAACCUCCAAAGUUCAACCCAGUCUGGAACACUGGUCAACCUCAGAUGUUUCAAGUGUUUUCUAUAAGAAAUAAUGUCAAAAAAUAUUCAUUAAUAGUCAGCUUUAGGGUCAUGUUUUUAUUAACUGUAUAGGCGCUGUUUUUAAGUAAUUCUUGGCACUCCUAAAAAUAUGAAAACAAGGAAAUGGCUGGCACUGCAGGUGGUCCGUGGGUUACAAACCCUUAGUGUUAGUUGGAACUCACACCUAAAUGAACUCCUGAGUCACUCACACUGUACACAGAACACAUUUGUGUAUUAUAAAUGUAUUUUCUGUAUGAUUAUUUGAACAUUUUAUUAAGUGGAAAUAGCUGAAUUUGCACAUUUCCUGAUCAAAUAUCAGGCAGAAACCUAAACCUGAGGCUGCCUCGAGCGUCUCCUCUCGGUUUCGUAAGUGCAGAGUUGGAUUAUGGCCCCUCGCGAUUUCGGUUUGUCAGCAUGUCACCAAUCAUAUAAUGUUGCAGAAACAUUUAUUAUACACCAUGACUUUAUACAGCCUGUUUAAUGUCUUUAAUGCAAGUUUGACAUCAUUAUUCUUGCUAAUCAGACAAUAAAAUACAAAUGUAUAUACAGUACAUGGAGGUGCUUGCAGUACUCGCUUCAUCCUAAAGGUGUGGAUGUGUGUGUGAGCUGGAAGGUGCUUGUCACUGCCGGCCUUCCAUAGAGAGAGAGGAAAAUCAGCAGCAGCGCCAGCUGUCUAGCAGAAAAUCAAAUGCACUAAAGAUGUUUUUAUGCUCUGCUGAAUGAAUGGAUGAAUUUGCCUGCCAAGAUGGAGGACUAUAUAUCCAAGCUAAACAGGAGGUUGUCAGACUUAUGCAACAAAGUAUCAGAAUUUUUCCUGGAGAAGGAUAGUGUGAAUGUACUUCAUAUACAGAUAAAAGGUAACACAAAUCUAAAUAAAUGGGAUCAAGAAGCAUUUGAAAACAUUUUUAGCCAAAGUGAAUUAUUCUCUUCUCUCCCUUACUUUCCUCGUAUUGAGAAACAUGUGUUAACUCCAAAGGAACCUGACCAGCCAUGAACCUCCUUGCACGUCACCGCAAUAAUCUUUAUCCUUAAUGAUGGUCGCGACUGUUGAGCGGCCAGUAUUGGCGGGCAUGUCUCCGCUCGCUGAGCUCAUUAUGAUGUUCACUUUCACUUCUAUGAUCAUGGCUUUCCUUUUCUUUGGCUCACUGCAUCUUGGGAGACAUAAUGAAGUGUAAAAGUUAACUAGUGAGAGAUUAGGAUAAGCAUUCUUGCCGUAUCAGGCGUGUAUUCUUUUGCUGUGUACGCUGUCAGUAGUUUUCGAGCGAGUCUCGUGUUUACAGACCAAAAUUGAGUUUUAAAUUAGUAUAUGGGAGCGUGUUCAUAACCACGUAAACCAAGGACCUUGUGUACAGAAAAACUGAAGGAUGCAGGGGGCCAAUUUGAGAGAUUAUGUACAUUAAAGACGCUUAACCCAAUCCAAUGUUGUUCAAUGUAUGCUUAGCUGUCUGAACAAAACGUCUGCAUCUUAACUUC
Dunckerocampus dactyliophorus (ringed pipefish) is the source of this 3760-nucleotide messenger RNA. RefSeq names its product chromosome 5 C12orf4 homolog (gene ferry3). Bases 139 to 1797 code for a protein of 552 amino acids. NCBI's taxonomy places the organism in Eukaryota, Metazoa, Chordata, Actinopteri, Syngnathiformes, Syngnathidae. The record is from RefSeq and is a predicted model, not a curated record. Gene Ontology annotation, biological process: regulation of mast cell degranulation. The transcript is spliced from 14 exons. Gene Ontology annotation, cellular component: cytoplasm.